This is a messenger RNA of Dermacentor albipictus, 1027 nucleotides long. RefSeq names its product globin-like. Gene Ontology annotation, molecular function: oxygen binding; heme binding. NCBI's taxonomy places the organism in Eukaryota, Metazoa, Arthropoda, Arachnida, Ixodida, Ixodidae. The record is from RefSeq and is a predicted model, not a curated record.
CCCCACUGCAUCCGCACGAGGCGAGGACAAAGAAGAACAUGGGCAACAGCCUGCGCCGGGUCGCGACCUCCUCGGGGCGUACCGGCCUCACGUACCGCGAACGGAAACAUGUGCGCGACACCUGGCAAGCGUUUUGUCGCGCCAAGCCCGACUACGGGGUGCUGAUUUUCGUCGAGUUCUUUCAACGGUACCCCUCUUACCUGCAACUGUUCGAGCCCUUCGGAGACCUGCCGCUCAAGGACCUUGUCUGCAACCACAGGUUCCGGGCGCACGGUUCCGCCGUCGGCCACCAGUUCACGGCAGUGGUGGACACGCUCGAUGAACCGGAUGUGAUGAUUGAGCUGAUCCGCAAGAAUGCAGUCAAGCACGCACUGAAACCCGGCGUCAAGGCCGAACAUUUCGAGAGCCUGCUGCACGUGAUGCUGGAAACCAUGCAGACGCGCUGCCCCGAACACUUCACGCCGGACGUCGUCGUCGCGUGGACAAAGCUCUUCGACGUGGUGAUGACCGUAACGAAGCCAGCGUUCAUCGGGACCCCUCUACCCGAACAGGCGACGGGGCCGAGCCACGAAGACAUCGGCGACGCUGUGCGGGACACAGGCGGCGACUGCAGCAGCGGAACGUUCUCGCAGAUGUGCACGGCGGCCAGUUCCAAGCGUGCCUCGUCGGCCAGCGAGUUCACGGUGGCGCCCAGCAGCGUCAGCCUGCCCACGGUGCCGGUCGGCAUCAAGCAGCCCUCCUACCGGCCGCCGGCGCGCAGCGAGUCGCAGAGCACCGACGUCGCAGACGCCGUCGACCUCCACGCACGGCCCUGACGCUUGGCCCUAGUGGCUCAAACAAGAUCGGGCUUCUUCGACGCACCCAGUGCUGCCUGCAAUUCUGUCCCUCGUCACGCACGCAUGCACCUCCUUUUGCAUCUUGCGGCUGUCCCAUGCGCACAGCCUUCGGCGCGUCCAUGCGCAGUAACGUCAGGUUUCCGGGCACUCGCGAUAACGAAUGUGCAGAAAUAAAAACCCAAUGUUUCGAU